AUGCCAGCCUCCUCCAAAGCCAAGAGCCUAAGCUCUCUGGUUCGCUCAGCCAUCAAAUCCAAAGCCUCCUCCAUAUCUCUAGCCUCACCCGCCGACGACGCAACUCUCAAGCAUUUCGCCUCCUCCCUCGACUCCUCCCCUCCCUCCAAACCAAAGUCCAAGAAGUCCAACAAGCCACUCUCCGAACCCACCGCUCCUUCUGCGGUCGCCAGCUUGAACUUGGACCCGGCCUCGGCUUCAGAAGAUUUGACGAACGAGCUGCCUGGGGGGAUAUUUUCGAUAUUGUCUGGUGGUAGUUCUAGUAAUUCUCCUGAUGUCCAGGGAACUGAAGAUGAGAAAUCUAUGGAAAAUGCAUUGGACUUACCAUGGUUUCCUGACAUGUCUCAUAGUGUGCUAUCAAUGCGUCGCAAAGAAAUAACUCGUGAAAGGAAGCAAAAGUGGAUUUUCAAAAGCUCUCAGGUAAACCGUUUUGGUCGGUUAGUUAACAUGUGCGCCGACAGGCUAGGGACACACACCACUAUUCAGGUGUUUGAUAAAUUGGGACGAGAAAGUGGUGUGAAAGAAUAUAAUGCAUUGAUAAAAAUAUGCAUAGAGAGGGCUAGGAGUAGUGCCGACGAAGAUGUUGGAUUAGAACAGAUUCACAUGGCUUUUCAAAUUUUUAAAUCCAUGAAGGAACAAGGUUUUCUGCUGGAAGAAGAAACAUAUGGUCAAUUUCUUGCAUAUCUAGUUGACAUGGGUAUGACAGAAGAAUUUCAAUUUUUCUGUGGAGUUAUCAAAGCUGAAAACCCUAGUUCAGUUGCAAGACUAGGAUACUAUGAGAUGCUGUUAUGGAUUAGAGUCAAUGAUGAUGAAAAAAUUCAAGAGCUCUGUAAUUACAUCGUAAGUGAUGAUGGAGGAACGAUGUCUGUUUUACAAGAGAAUUAUCUGUUAGCACUUUGUGAAAGUGACCGGAAGGAGGAGAUUUUGCAGCUGUUGGAAAUUAUGGACAUAACCCAAAUCUCAUCAUUGGAUUGCGUGGCUAGUAUCUUUACAUGCUUGGGAAGGCUACUACUGGAGUCCUAUGCGGAGAAGUUCCUUCUGUCAUUUAAAGCCUGUGACCAUGAAGCAGAGAACAUUACAAACUUCAUCGGUAGUUAUGUUGUCGGCAUUCCAAAUUUAGCGGUUGAGGAUGUCAUUUCAAACUUUAAAAACUGGCACACGAAACUGGGAGUGACCCCUUCAUCUGCUGGCUAUGAGAAGCUUAUCAUGUACUGUUGUGAAUCACUUAAGGUGCAUGCGGCUCUUGAAAUGGUUGAGGAGAUGUGUGAACUGGGUUUGACCGUUUCGAUAGGGGCACUACACUCCAUUUUACGUGCUAGUGACGAGAGCUGUGAUUUUAAUCUGGUUCGCCAAAUGUAUUCAAUGAUUUGUCGGUACAAAUUAAAGCCAAAUGGUGAAACUUUCAGGCGUAUGAUAACUUUGUGCGUGAAAAUGAAAGAUUAUGGAGGUGCGUAUGACAUGCUGAGUGAUUUGGAGAAAAUAAAUUUAACUCCUACUGCUAGCAUGUACAAUGCUAUAAUGGUGGGAUUUUUCCGAGAGAAGAACAUUUAUGGUGGGUUGAGGGUUUUCAAACAAAUGAAAGAAGCAGAUGUACAACCAGAUUCCCAGACUUUCAGCUAUCUAAUUAGUAAUUGCGACUCUGAAGAGGAUAUUAACAAGUAUUAUGAAGAAAUGAAGCGUUCUGGAAUUCAAGUUACCAAGCAAAUUUUCAUGGCACUUGUAAAUGGAUACGCAACUUGUGGACAGUUUGAAAAGGCAAAACAGGUAGUCUUAGAUCAAGGGAUUCCAGUAAAGUGCUUGAAUGAAAUUAAAAGCGUGCUUGUCCAAUCCCUUGCAUCACAUGGGCAAUUGUGUGACGCGUUCAGUAUAUAUGAAGAGAUGAAGCAAGCUGGAUGCAGUUUAGAGCCGAAAGCUGUUAUAAGUCUUAUUGAGCACCUCCAAUCUGAUGAAGAAUUAAGCAGAUUACUCCCUCUUCUUGACGAAUUAGAUGAUCCAGACUAUUGGUUUGAGGGUUGCCUGAGAACGAUCUUAUGUUGUGUUCGGUACAAGCACUUAAGACCUGCGCUCAAUUUACUCAAGCAACUCAGGGAUAAAAUCUGUACUGACGAAUUAGCUCUAGAAGUAAUUUUUAAUCAGGUGUUUGCCCUAAUUGCAGAAUCAGAGUCUACACAUUUGCAGUUGGGCUUGGAUUUGCUUCAUGCUAUCAAGAAUGAGCUUGGCCUCACCCCUUCACGGAAAUGUCUUGAUUUUCUUCUCCAAGCUUGUGCUAAUGCCAAAGAUCUGAGAAAUUCCAAAUUGAUUUGGAAAGAAUAUGAAGCUGCUGGCCUGCCUUACAACACUUUAAGUUUCGUAAGGAUGUAUCAAGCCCUUUUGGCUGCAGGGGACCGCAAGGCUUCGAAAAUUUUGCUUAGUAAAAUUCCUAAAGAUGAUCCCCAUGUUCGAACUAUCAUUAAAGCAUGUAAUACCAUUUACUCAAGAGGGUAA
Molecule: messenger RNA, 2523 nt
Organism: Prunus armeniaca (apricot)
Lineage: Eukaryota; Viridiplantae; Streptophyta; Magnoliopsida; Rosales; Rosaceae
Source: the annotation of a GenBank genome assembly